UUCCCCUUCCUCCCCAAACGAGCCUUCGAGGAGAGAAAUCACAGACAGGGAGAGAGAUGGGGAGGUCUCCUUGCUGUGAGAAAGCUCACACCAACAAAGGGGCCUGGACUAAAGAGGAGGAUGAGAGGCUCAUCGCUCACAUCCGUACUCACGGCGAAGGAUGUUGGCGUUCUCUCCCCAAGGCCGCCGGCCUUCUUCGCUGUGGCAAAAGCUGUCGUCUUCGUUGGAUCAACUAUCUCCGCCCUGACCUCAAGCGGGGGAACUUCACCGACGAUGAGGAUGAGCUCAUCAUCAAACUUCAUAGCCUCCUUGGCAACAAAUGGUCUUUGAUUGCUGGAAGACUACCAGGAAGAACGGACAAUGAGAUCAAGAACUACUGGAACACUCAUAUACGAAGGAAGCUCCUCAACAGGGGAAUAGAUCCCGCGACACAUCGUCCUGUUUCCACCGCCUCGGCUUCAAAUCUCACCAUGUCUUUCAGUAGUGGCAGUUCUGUGAAGGAUAAGAGAGUUGACAGAAUAUCUGCUUUGCUGCCGCGUUGUCCUGAUCUGAAUCUUGAUCUCUGCAUCAGCCCUCCAUUAGAGGAGCAGAUGCAGCAGGAUUUGCUGAUAGAGGAGAGUAACUGCGGAGGUGAGUUUCUUAGGCUAGGAAGCAGCUUUCUGCUUGAUUACAGAAGCUUGGAGAUGAAGUGAAGGAGAGCUGAGGAUAAGCUAAUUUUCUUUAUUUGCUUGUUUCAUAUGUUGGAAAGAUAUAUAAAGAGGAAGGGAGAAGGAUCCUUGCAGAUGAGGAAAUUCUCCCUGGAUCUAUUGAAGGGAUCCCAACCCUUUUCUUAAUCUCUAUUAGUGUAAUUAUACUCAGAACUAUAAUUAUUUCUACAGCCGUAUACAGAAUAGAAUUACAGUUCUAAAUUUUUUUAGGAGAGCUUAGCUAUUUCAUGCAUGCUUGCAACUCUGAAUACAAUUCAAAA
Molecule: messenger RNA, 967 nt
Organism: Dendrobium catenatum
Lineage: Eukaryota; Viridiplantae; Streptophyta; Magnoliopsida; Asparagales; Orchidaceae
Product: myb-related protein Zm38
Exons: 2
Coding region: 57-692 (211 amino acids)
Source: RefSeq, a predicted model, not a curated record